UGUUGUAAGUAAAGCAUUCUCCUUCCCAUUCCUAUUGCUUCCCAUCUUGAUUUAUCGUAUAGCAACAGUAAAUACUCCAUCUCUUGUUCCAGUUUCGUUUGAGAAAGAAUUCAGUAAACCCAUUCCCCUAAUACACUUUCUCUGUUUGGAAGCAUAGGGAGCUUCUCUUGUACGCCUAAAGAAAUGGUGGGACUUUCUGCUGGAGAAAAGCAUUUCAUACAAGGUGGAAUUGCCCAAGACCUUCGUUUAGAUGGUAGAAAAAGGUUAACCUAUCGACCCAUAUAUGUUGAAACUGGAAUCAUUCCUCAGGCACAUGGUUCGGCGAGAGUUAGGCUAGGUGCAACUGAUGUUGUUGCCAGUGUCAAGGCUGAACUCGGAAAACCCAGUGCAUUGCAACCUGACAAAGGAAAGAUUGCUAUGUUUGUUGAUUGUAGUCCAACUGCAGCACCAAUGUUUGAGGGUAGAGGGGGUGAGGAGUUGUCAACAGAGCUCUCAGUUGCUCUGGAACGGUGCCUCUUGGGUGGUAAAAGUGGAGCAGGAGCUGGAAUUGAUCCUACAUCUCUGGUAGUUGUGGAAGGAAAAGUGUGUUGGGAUCUCUAUGUUGAUGGUCUUGUUAUUAGUUCAGAUGGGAAUUUGCUAGAUGCCCUUGCUGCUGCCAUUAAGGCUGCUUUAAGCAAUACUGGCAUUCCUAAGGUCGAUGUUGCAGCCGAGAUGGCAGGUGAUGAACAACCUGAAGUCAACAUUAGUGAGGAAGAGUUUCUACAGUUUGACACAUCCGGGAUUCCUGUCAUAGUUACACUAACGAAGGUGGGGAAGCACUAUAUUGUCGAUGCUACAGCAGAAGAGGAAUCACAAAUGAGCUCAGCUGUCUCCAUUUCUGUUAACAGGAAAGGGCAUGUUUGUGGUCUUACGAAACGGGGCGGUGCAGGCCUAGAUCCGAGUAUCAUCCUUGACAUGAUAUCUGUAGCAAAACAUGCAAGUGAGCAGCUAAUAAACAAAUUAGAUUCUGAGAUUGCUGCCGCUGAGGCUGCUGAAGAGGAAUGAUGACUUUGUUUUCAAAACCUUUGUUAAGAAUGAAAUUUAUGGGUUGUUAGACUUUUUUUCCUUUG
Molecule: messenger RNA, 1109 nt
Organism: Hibiscus syriacus
Lineage: Eukaryota; Viridiplantae; Streptophyta; Magnoliopsida; Malvales; Malvaceae
Product: exosome complex component RRP42-like
Exons: 8
Coding region: 184-1044 (286 amino acids)
Biological process (GO): U4 snRNA 3'-end processing; nuclear polyadenylation-dependent mRNA catabolic process; U1 snRNA 3'-end processing
Cellular component (GO): nuclear exosome (RNase complex); cytoplasmic exosome (RNase complex)
Source: RefSeq, a predicted model, not a curated record